CCCUGUCUGUUUGUGAUUAGCACGCAGCCCCGCAGAAUGGAGUAAACAGAAACUUCUAGGCGUCCCCACACCCCGCUCCGAGGCACAGCAGAAGUCAGAUGCUCCAGGAUUAAUCGCGGAGAGCUCAGGACACGACCACAAACGCCGUGUGGACUUGCAACUUGCUGCCUUUUCCCAGUCCCCUUGCCAAGAUGGGAGUGGGGGGGUGGGACGUGAAGGGGUGGGGGCCCCGCCUGCCGGGGGCCACAUGGAAUCCUCCCAGGCAGAGCUCCGAGUGACACUGACGGGCAAAUCGGCGGCGUCCAGAGCAGCAGGCAGCAUCCGGGGGCGCGGGCCGCUGGGGGCGCCCCAGGCAGGCUUCCUGGAACCCCGGCUCCACAGCUGCCUGCACCCUGACACAGGCCAGAUAAGCGCCGGCUGCGCUAUCAGGGCCGGCAGCGCACAGUCGCAAAGACCACGGGGACAGCGGGCUCCUGCGAGGCGGCGCGAGUCCUGGCUGGAGUCCUGCCCUGAAUGGGAACCCACUGCUACAGCGACCAACCAGGCUGCUCCCAGGAGGAUGGUGACAGGCUCCUGAAGGUCCGGACCCGCUGCUGAUGAGGAAACAGAGGUUCCAAGUGGUGACAUGACUGUCAGGCUCACAGAGCCAGCAGGUGGCAAGGCCAGAAUUCAAACCCUCAGGCUCCAAAGAACAGAAAAGAAAUGACAAGAGCUGUGCCCUGAAGGUGACAGCCAUGUCGGUGAGGGUGCGGUUCCUGUCCUCCGGGGACGCGGCGGCCGUGGGGGUCGUGGGCCGGAGCGCCUCCUUCGCGGGCUUCAGCAGCGCACAGAGCCGCAGGAUCGCAAAGUCCAUCCAAAGGAACUCGGUGAGGUCUCGCCUACCUGCCAAACCCUCCAAGAUGUACGGCACGCUGCGGAAGGGGUCUGUUUGCCCGGACGCCAAGACGCAGCAAGUGAGGAAGAUCUUCGAAGCGCUGAGGAGAGGCCUCAAGGAGCACCUGUGCGUCCAGCAGGCCGAGCUGGAUUACCUGUCAGGACGCCACAAGGACACCCACAGGAAUUCCCGGCUGGCUUUCUAUUACGACCUCGACAAGCAAACGCGCUCUGUGGAGAGGCACAUUCGGAAGAUGGAAUUCCACAUCAGCAAGGUGGACGAGCUCUACGAGGGCUACUGCAUCCAGUGCCGCCUGCGAGACGGCGCCUCCAACAUGCAGCAGGCCUUCUCCAGGUGCCCCCCCAGCCGCGCCUCCAGAGAGAGCCUGCAGGAGCUGGGCCGGAGCCUGCAGGAGUGCACCGAGGACAUGUGGCUCAUAGAGGGGGCCCUGGAAGUCCACUUGGGCGAGUUCCACAUCAGGAUGAAAGGCUUGGUGGGCUACGCACGCCUCUGUCCAGGAGACCAGUAUGAGGUGCUCAUGCGCCUGGGCCGCCAGCGCUGGAAGCUGAAGGGCCGAAUCGAGUCUGACGACAGCCAGACCUGGGACGAGGAGGAAAAGGCCUUCAUCCCCACCCUGCACGAGAACUUGGAGAUCAAGGUGACAGAGCUGCGUGGCCUGAGCUCCCUGGCGGUGGGCACCGUGACGUGUGACAUCGCCGACUUCUUCACGACCCGGCCGCAGGUGGUCGUGGUGGACAUCACCGAGCUGGGCACCAUCAAGCUGCAGCUGGAGGUGCUGUGGAACCCGUUUGAUACCGAGAGCUUCCUGGUGUCACCCAGCCCCACAAUCAAGUUCUCUGUGGGCAGCAGGAAGGGCUCCUUGUACAACUGGACGCCCCCGAGCACCCCCAGCUUCCGGGAGAGGUACUACCUGUCUGUCCUGCAGCAGCCAGCGCAGCAGGCCUUGCUGCUGGGCAGCCCAAGGGCCACGUCCAUCCUCAGCUACCUGUCCGACAGCGACCUGCGGGGCCCUGGCCUGUGCAGCCGGAGUCAGGAGCUGCCCGAGAUGGACUCCUUCAGCUCUGAGGACCCCCGAGACACCGAGACCAGCACGUCAGCCUCCACCUCGGACGUGGGGUUCCUGCCCUUGGCCAUUGGCCCCAACACCUCCCCUGAAGAGGAGGCUCGGGAGGACUCCCCAUCCCUGGGCCUCCUGCCAGAGAUGGUCCACCUGUCAGGAGGCCCAUUUGUGGAGCGGCCUGGCUGGAGGAAUUUGGGAGUAGAGAGCCCCAACCUGCCACAGGGCUCCCCACUCCACAGCCGUACGAUGCCGGGCAGCCGGACAGACCAUGAUGAAGGAGAAUCCGGGGACAGAGUGGAGGGGCCUGGGGUGACCCUCGAGAGGCCCCUGCAGGAGGUCCUGGAUUUACUGAGGUGCACAGACCCCGCCCAGCCCCGGCUCCAGGAGCUGGAGUACCAGGUGCUCAGCUUCAGGGACCGGCUGAAGCCCCGCGGAGGCCGCCGGGAGCACAGCUCGGCCGAGAGCCUGAUGGAAUGCAUCCUGGAGAGCUUCGCCUUCCUCAACGCCGACUUUGCCCCCCACGAGCUGUCCCUUUUUGGGGGUCCCCAGGGUCCCCGAAAGGACAGGACCCGGCCCCCACCGCCAUCACUGAGAGAGUCAUCCCGGGAGCUCACCACUGGUGCCCCAGAGCUGGACACGCUGCUGACGGUCCACCUCCAAGUCUGCAAGGCUCUGCUGAAGAAACUGGCCUCCCCUAAUCUGUCAAGGAUGGUCCAGGAGAGCCUUCUGGAAGAAGCUGCACAGCAAAAGCAGGUUCUGGAGACUCUGUCUAUGCUGGAUUUUGAGAAGGUCAGAGAGGCAACGUCUGUUGAAGAGAUCCUUCCGCAGGCCGCACGGAGGAAGGGCUGCCUGAGGCUGUGGAGGGGGUGCACAGAGCCCGGCGGGGUCCUGGCCUGCCCCGCCCCCACGCUCCUGAACCAGCUCAAGAAGACGUUCCUGCACAGAAUCCGGGGCAAGUACCCGGGACAACUGGAAAUAGCGUGCCGCAGGCUCCUGGAGCAGGUGGUCAGCUGCAGCGGGCUGCUCCCCGGAGCUGGCCUCCCCGAAGAGCAGACUGUCACCUGGUUCCAGUUUCACAGUUACCUGCAGAGGCAGAGCGUCUCGGACCUGGAGAAGCACUUUGCCCAGCUCACCAAGGAAGUAACCCUCGUGGAGGAGCUGCAGCGCACGGGGCAGGCCAAGGCCGUCAGGAAGUUGCAGGGGAAGCGGCUGGGCCAGCUCCAGCCCCUGCCCCAGACCUUAAGGGCCUGGGCCCUGCUCCAGCUGGACGGGCCUCCCAAGGUGUGCAGGGCGGCCAGCGCGUCUCUGGCCAGCGCAGCCAAGAACAAGAGCUUUCGGGAAAAGGCUUUGCUUUUCUACACCAACGCCCUGACCGAGAAUGAUGCGAAACUCCAGCAAGCUGCAUGCAUGGCACUGAAACAGCUCCGGGGCAUCGAAAGCAUUGAUCAGAUUGCUGGCCUGUGCCAAUCUGACCUGGAGGCUGUGCGAGCGGCAGCCCGGGAAGCCACGCUGUCAUUCGGUGAAAAAGGCCGCUUCGCUUUUGAGAAAAUGGACAAACUUUGCUCAGAACAGAGAGAAGCCUUUUUCCAGGAGGCAGAUGUUGAAAUCACAAUAUUUUAAAAAAAACCUCAGCCGAUGAGCUCAAAUCUGGCAUCUUUGUUUUUGCUGCUGCCCAGUCCUGACAUGGGCCGAGCUGAGGAUGGGGGCACGCUGUGUGCGCCCUGAAGUGUGAGCUGGCCAGAGUUCUCCGAGUCUCAGAUCAGUUAUAAAGCCCCAGGGAACAAGUGGGACUUUUGUACAGGAGCACAAGGGAUGUACAGCACUUCACAGGCCGGCCACUUCAACCAACCGAUCAGCUUUUGGCUUUGAGAAUUUGUUCCCCAGGAUGCAGAGCCAGCCAUGCUAUGAAGGAGUUGAGGCCUGGAAUAAAAGGCUCCAAGAUGACCUUGUCUCCUUGCAGUCAGUUGGCUCAGCACCUCUGGCUCAACAAAUACUGGGACUGUGGAGGCCGGUAGGCCUAUGAGCUUGAUAAGGAGAGUGCAGUGGGUCCAGUCAUUUCCACUGUACAGAGCCAGGGGUUCUGAUUCAACUCUUAACCUGAGCCGUGGCCCAAAUGCCUGGUGACAGACCGCUGCCCAUGGACCGUCUUUCCACCAUGUUCCAGAGCACAAAGGAAAGCAGAAGCCUCGAGUGUCACGUCAGUAAAAGCAUUCACUGUGACCUCACUAAACAAAGUGAAGUCCAACUUCUGAAGCAAGUCAGCUUAGGGCCUAUUAAAUAAAUUGCUUCAGGCGCCAUAGUUGGUGUGAGAGUUCACUGAACGGCAUGUUGCUUUAAAGACACAAAGUUAGUUUCCUGUUAAGUCUAAGACUCGAAUGUGUCCUGAGCUUUUGUGUUAAUGAUGUCAAGAUAACCUGGUUGUGCAUGUGGCUAUCAACAAUGGCAUCCGAGAAUUCUGUAACUUAAACAUUCUCAUUUAUGUUUCCUAUAUAUAUUUUGUGUUUUUCGAUUUAACUUAGUAUUUAUUUGAUUUGUUUAUAUGUUGAACUUUCUGAAAUUUCAAUUAAAAAGAACAAUUUUUA
Molecule: messenger RNA, 4537 nt
Organism: Myotis myotis
Lineage: Eukaryota; Metazoa; Chordata; Mammalia; Chiroptera; Vespertilionidae
Gene: RIPOR3
Product: RIPOR family member 3
Exons: 23
Coding region: 735-3575 (946 amino acids)
Source: RefSeq, a predicted model, not a curated record